AUGGCGACCCCGCACCUUCCGCCCGAGCCGCCCACCGCGUCCAAGCCCGAGCCCGAGCUCGAGCUCGAGCCCGCGGCCCCCAGGCGCGGCGCGCUCUUCCGCCUGAGCGCUUCCAUCGACGGCGCCAUGCGCGCUUUCUUCUUCCGCCUGGGCUACUGGGUUGCCGCCAACCCGUUCAAGACCGUCCUGUUCUCGCUGCUGGUCGUCGCGGCCACGCUCGCCGGCAUGCUGCGCUUCCGCUCCGAGUCGCGCGCCGCAGAGCUUUGGGUCCCGCAGGGCACCGUUGCCCUCAAGAACCAGGCCUACGUCGAGCAGCGCUACGGACAGACCGUGCGCGCUUCCACCAUCGCCUUCGUCCAGAAGGAAGGCGGCGCCAGCCUCGCCACCAGGGACGCCUUUUUGCAGAUGCUCGACGUCGCUAGUGCCGGCUACUACCUCGUUGCCGACCCUAUCAACGACGAGGAAGGCGCCGAUGGCACGCCCAUCACGUAUGAGGAGCGCUGCUUGGAGACGAAGGAUGCCGCCGGCAAUGUCAUUUGUCGCACCAACUCCGUCUUCAACCUGUUCUAUGACGUGGACAAUGUUGUCAAGCUGGAGAACGGCCGCGUUGACUUUUUCGCCACGGUGCGUGUCAGGAUUGAGUCCCUCUCCGACGCUGAGAUUAAGCGCGUGCUUGACGACCCACCGCCAGUCAAUUUUGAUGACUCGCCCUUCAACGCCGACGAGAUCAUCGGCAAGGAGAAUGGCGCCGUUAGGAUUUUGAUGUACACCCAGCUCGCGAACAACAAGCAAAUCGUCGAAGGAGGCGAACUCAUCGACAAGGAGGCCGAGAAGCUCGAGGAGAACUGGACCGUCCUGCUGCUGGAGGGCACCCCGCUGCUGAACGGGAGGGUGCUCGACUGGUAUGUCGAAUCGCUCUGGUCGCAAGGCGACUCGCUGGCAGAGGCCCUGACAGGUGACUUGCCCAUGCUGGCCAUCGGCUUCGUGCUCCUCGGCGUCUACAUCGUCUUAUUCCUCGGCGACUUUCACGCUGUCCGCUCGCACAUGCUUCUCGCCCUCGGCGCCAUUGCCACCACCGGGCUUGCGCUGGGCGCGUGUUUCGGCAUCUCCUCCGCCCUCGGCAUGUUCUUUGGCCCGGUGCAUCAGAUUCUCCCGCUUCUUAUCGUCGGUAUUGGUAUCGACGACUGCUUCCACGUGACCCGUGCCGUCGAUGAGGUCAACCAGAAGGAGUCCAACCACGGAAAGUCCGUGCAGCAGAAGAUUGCUCUUGCGCUGAGCCAGUCGGGCACUGCCAUCACAGUCACUUCCUUUACCAACGUCGUCGUCUUUUUGCUCAGUGCUAUUUCUAAAUUACCCGCGCUUCGAUUCUUCUCGUUGUGGGCCGCGGUGGGUAUCUUCGCGGCUUGGGGAUUUGCUGUCACAUUCUACACUGCCUUGGUCACUUUCGACCUCCGCAGGCAGGAUGCGAAGCGCCGAGACUGCUGCCCUUGUUUCCCGCCAGUGCAGGAAGUGAAGGAACUCAAUUGGUUCAAAAAGCCUGCCGGAGGGUUCAGCCGCUUCUUUGGAAACACCUUUGGUCCGCUCAUCACAAGGCCCAUUGUUCGCAUAGUUUUGCUCGUCCUGUUUGUCGCGGGUCUUGCGGCCUGCAGUUAUGGUGCAUCGCAGUUGUAUCUCAAAUUCGAAUUCGCGUUCUUCUAUCCCAGCGGGUCGGCACAGAGAGAGUAUCAAGAUCAGAUUGACAAGUACUUCAAACUUGGCAGUCCGACAAAUAUCUAUGUUCGAGACAGAGACUUGUCCACGAGAGAAAACCAGCUAAGCCUCUUAGAGCUUUGUAAGAGCGAUGGGGUAAUCGCCAAGAACGAGUGGAUUCAGGGAGAUACUCUUGACUGCUGGUACAAUGCUUUCCGGAACGAGAAUGGUGUUGAGGGAGAUGAUGCUGUUGUCGAUCCGCAAACAUUUGCGGACCGCGUAGCAAGAUUCCUAGAGGAUCCCCUAUACUCUCGAUAUUCAAGUUCCAUUCUCUUAAAGGAUGAAAAGGUCGAGGGCUGCAAGUUUUCGGUACAAUACAUUUUCUUGGACACCAAUGACGAUGAGAUCUCGUCACUAGAGAGUGUGCGUGAGGCUGCUGAUUCGGUUGGCUUCGGAAACGCUGUCGACGAGGCACCGGCCGCAUUCCCUUACAUCUUCUUUGAUACCUUUUCUGAACAAUAUGCUGCUCUCCCAGGCGAGAUUGGAAUUUCUCUAGGUCUCGCAUCCCUAGCUGUGGCAAUUGUGUGCCUCGUCUUGAUCGGACACCCGCUUGUUGCUCUGAUCAGUGUUGUGGUCGUAGGCAUCAUUAUCAUUGACGUGCUGGGGUUGACGUACUUUUCGGGCAUUAACCUUAGCUCUGUAAGUGUCAUCACUCUUGUGCUUUGCACCGGUAUCGGUGUCGAUUUCGUUGUUCACAUCGCUCGUUCAUUCUUGGAACAAGUAGGCACACGAACUGAGAGAACUAUCAAGGCUUUGGAGACAAUGGGUCCUCCAGUGUUCUACGCCGGAUUUUCAACAUUCCUAGCCAUCAUUGUACUGUCGGGUGCCAGGUCUUACAUCUUUCAAGUCAUUUUCAAGGGAUUCUUAUUUCUGAUCAUUAUGGGAUUCCUUCACGGGUUGAUUCUUUGUCCGAUUCUGCUGUCCCUUGUAGGACCCGCGAGCUUCUACGCUGACGAGGCAGAUAAGGAAAACGCUGAGAGAGUACUUGAGGAGCGCAUUGUUGGGCGCCAGGGUGCUGCAGACGAAAAGCUAGAACGAAGGGACGAGGCCACCGAGGAGGAAAGUGUGUAGGCACGGCCGGCAGGAACAGCUCCUACCCUGCUUGUGGUCUGUUAUGCACCGUUUCCGUUCUCUCCGUUUACAUCAAUGAUCUCUGGGGCUUUUACAAAUAUGGUUUCUUUGAUAAUGUAGAUGUUGGAUCAUUUCGAAAUCCCUCGUUAAGCACGGAGUUAAUCAGGACAGUGUCUAUGUAGAAUGAAGCAGUUUUUUGUAAAUGCUAUUGUACGAGUAAUAAUCGUUUGAUGUAA
Chondrus crispus (carragheen) is the source of this 3056-nucleotide messenger RNA. RefSeq lists its product as hypothetical. The transcript has 2 exons. Bases 1 to 2820 code for a protein of 939 amino acids. NCBI's taxonomy places the organism in Eukaryota, Rhodophyta, Florideophyceae, Gigartinales, Gigartinaceae. Gene Ontology annotation, cellular component: membrane. The record is from RefSeq and is a predicted model, not a curated record.